Messenger RNA from Amborella trichopoda, 395 nucleotides. RefSeq names its product heavy metal-associated isoprenylated plant protein 28-like. The record is from RefSeq and is a predicted model, not a curated record. Lineage: Eukaryota; Viridiplantae; Streptophyta; Magnoliopsida; Amborellales; Amborellaceae. Gene Ontology annotation, molecular function: metal ion binding.
UGUCUUCCUACAUAUACACUCACAAGCAUCUCAACCCACACCAUCCCUCUCUUGCUUCUUCUUCUUUUUCCUUCCAUGGAGGCUGUGGAGUUAAAGGUACGCUUGCACUGCAAGGCCUGCGAGAAGGGGGUUCGAAAAGCUUUAACCAAGCUUAAAGGUGUUACUUGUGUGGAGAUGGAUUUGACAAGGAACAAGAUAACGGUUUUAGGUUACAUUGAUCAGAAAUCAGUGGUUAAAACCAUUCGAAAAACAGGCAGAAGGGCUGAACCUUGCACCCCCACCAUUAGAAAUUUUAAAAAUUUUGGACGUUUUAUGUGAUAUAUGUUGCAGCAUGGCCAUGUAAGCAUGUUAUGUUAAGUAUAAAUUGUCAUAGCUUGGGUGUUUUUUAGUUAGUA